UGUGAAUUGCUUUGGCAAGGCUUACAUCCCGCUAACUAACGUUAGCAGUUAUUUAGCUUUUCAAAGCAAUGCAAGCCCAGCUUUUCUUUUGUGUCUUUGGUCAUGGGCUUGAAUGGCGCUUUGUCAGUUGAGAUUCAUAUCGUUUGCUAUGUACAUAAAAAGAACAGAUUUGAAGGAGACCAGGAUGCUGCGUCUGCGUUGCAAGGCCAAAAACGGCACCCAUCUGAUGCAGGGCCUCACACAUCAAUCAUGCGUCCAGGAGCUGAAAGACAAGGUGGAGGAGUUGACCGGGAUCUCGUGUGAUGUCCAGAAAAUUAUGGUGGGCUACCCUCCCUCCAGCCUUGACUUUCGCAACGGAGACGCCACCCUAAAAGACUACCCCAUCAAAUCAGGUGACACGCUCAUUGUAGAGGAGGAGAAGAACAAGCCUAAGCCCCAGACACCUGCAGCUCCCAAUAACACGACCAAGGGCCCCUCCCUGGACUUCACCGUGCCGACGCUGGAGCGCAGAGUGGUUCCAGCCGACAACUCCUGCCUGUUUACCAGUGUGCACUACGUGGUGGAGGGGGGCGUGUACGACCUGGCGUGCGCCCCCGAGAUGCGCAGCCUCAUAGCCCAGAUCGUUGCCAGCGACCCGACGGCCUACUCGGAGGCUGUGCUGGGCAAGACCAACGAGGAGUACUGCGCCUGGAUCCGGCGCGAGGACACGUGGGGCGGCGCCAUCGAGGUGUCCAUCCUGUCCAAGUUCUACCAGUGCGAGAUCUGCGUGGUGGACACGCAGACGGUGCGCGUGGACCGCUUCGGUGAGGACGCCGGCUACCACAAGCGCGUGCUGCUCAUCUACGACGGCAUCCACUACGACCCGCUCCAGAAGGUGGUAGCCGGCUCGGACGCGCCGCCCCAGACGGUGUUCCCCACGGUGGACGACGUGACGCUAGCGCAGGCCCUGGAGCUGGCGGACGAGGCCCGGCGGAAGCGGCAGUUUACGGAUGUCAACCGCUUCGCGCUGCGCUGCAUGGUGUGCCAGAUGGGCCUGGUGGGACAGAAGGAGGCGCGGCAACACGCCAAGGAUACCGGGCACACCAACUUUGGGGAGGUGUGAGGGUAGAAGGAGCGAGAAAAAGGGGAUGGCCUGCUGAUCUUACCACCCAGCCCUCCCCCAUUUAAACCUCACUCCCUUUACCUUCACAUCUACCAAUACCCCUUUUCUGCCCACCUUUGUGCUCACAUAAGCUCCCCCACUAGAGAACACUUAUCUCAGACCCCCUUCCCUCAUACCCCACCGCACCUAACAGCUACCUGUCCCAGUGUGUGCAGUCCUCUACCUCACAUUGCCCAGCAAAGCCAAGAGACGCUCCCUCAAUCACACUGUCUGGUCCCACCACGUCAGUAUUAAAACCAGUCAACCUUUCUCCUGAGGUGAAAGACUGCUGUUCAAACGUCCCUGUGGUGUUUUUAGUUUUGGAAAUCAGCUCAGUAUUGUAAGCUAACACAGACACACGCAAACACAUAAUGUCGGACCAUCUAUUGGUUCAAGCACGUAGGCUGAUGGAGAGAGGAGGUUUCUGUUGAAACCAAAACAAACACACAUACACGUACGCACAGCUGUCAUUCUAACACAGAAGGCCUUUAUCGAAGCAUCUCACUACACUGCUGUGAUACUACUGCAAAAGCCCUUGUGGCUGUCUUUGUGUGUCUUUGUGUGUGUGUGUGUGUGUGUGCGCUUGUGUGCGUGUGCGCUUGUGUGUGCAUGUGUGUGCGCGCGCCUGUGUGUGUGUGUGUGUGUGUGUGUGUGUGUGUGAGAGUGGGCGUGAGUGAGUUUUUUUGUCAUGUCUUGGACUUUCAAGAGCCUUCUUGACACCCAGGUUGGAGGCUCAACAUAAGUUCUCAGUAUCUGAUGGUACACUGAUUGCUGUUACUUGAAAAAUAAAACAAAAAAGUAGUCACUGAAGAUCAAAAAGAAACUGAGAAUUUAGUGAGUAAGAUGGACAAUUACUAGCUUUACGUGGCAUAAUUUUUUUUUCUUAUGAAAGAACUUCUAGAAAUGAGAUUUUUUAUGUUUACUGGACAAGGGAGCAUUAAUGAAUUCACUAUUUUCUUUGAUGCAGACCACCAAGGAUGGCAAUGGUGCUACAAGUUAAAGUUCUCAGUCUCAUUUUAUAAAUGUUUUACAUUUUUUGGUAAUUGUUUAUGUUUGGGCUUAGCCAUGAAACAGAAGCCAGCGAGUGAUGAUGGGCUUUCUGUGUAUUGUGAGGUUUUUUCUUUUUUUUUUAGUCUUUUUAGAUUUUUCUUUCAGUUUACCAAAAAAAUGUCAUGCAGGACCUUUUGCAAGCUUGGAUGAAAUAAUUGUUUUGGGUAAUGAUUUUAAAUCAGGGGAUAAUAAAGAGUGAUGUUGUUUGA
Messenger RNA from Clupea harengus (Atlantic herring), 2400 nucleotides. RefSeq names its product YOD1 deubiquitinase (gene yod1). The transcript is spliced from 3 exons. Gene Ontology annotation, biological process: ERAD pathway; endoplasmic reticulum unfolded protein response; protein deubiquitination. The coding region runs from base 113 to 1102 and encodes 329 amino acids. The record is from RefSeq and is a predicted model, not a curated record. Lineage: Eukaryota; Metazoa; Chordata; Actinopteri; Clupeiformes; Clupeidae. Gene Ontology annotation, cellular component: cytosol; nucleus. Gene Ontology annotation, molecular function: cysteine-type deubiquitinase activity; protein binding.